UUUGGAGAUGAUACAUUGCUCGAGGUUGGCCUGACAUAUUGAAGAAGUUGGGAAACCUUCUGCCCUAGACUGAGUACCUACCGUACUGUCGUUAUGGCCACCAAGAAACGCUACGCCCUGGUCGGCACCGGCGGGCGCUCCAGCUUCUUUUACACAGCCAUCGCCACCGACUACCGCACCACUUCAUGCAUAGUCGGCCUUUGCGACACGAACCAGACACGCAUGGACUACGCCAACAGCCGGCUGACCGCCCUCGGCCACGGCGCGGUCCCAACCUUCCCAGCAACCGACUUCGACAAGAUGAUCUCCACCACCCAGCCGGACGAAGUAAUCGUCACGACCAUCGACCGCACGCACCACAUCUACAUCAUCCGGGCGCUCGAGCUGGGCUGCAACGUGAUCACGGAGAAGCCGAUGACGAUCGACGCCCCCCGCUGCGAGGCCAUCUUCUCGGCUGUCUCCCGCACCGACCGCUCCGUGCGCGUGACCUUCAACUACCGGUACGCGCCGCACAACACCCGGGUGUUCGAGCUGCUCCGGUCCGGGGCCAUCGGCACUGUCACGUCGGUGCACUUCGAGUGGCUGCUCAACACGUCGCACGGCGCCGACUACUUCCGGCGGUGGCAUCGCGACAGGCGAAACAGCGGCGGCUUGCUCGUGCACAAGAGCACGCACCAUUUUGACCUGGUAAAUUUCUGGCUGCAGACCAGGCCGCUGUCGGUGUACGCACAGGCGGACCUGAAGUUCUACGGGAAGGAGAACGCAGAGUCGAGGGGGGUGACCGAGUUCUACUCCCGAGCAAGGGGCAGCGAGGUUGCCAAGAGGGAUCCGUUUGCUCUGGAUCUGGAGAGUGUUCCGACGCUGAAGGCGCUGUACCUGGAUGCGGAGCACGAGGACGGGUAUUAUCGCGACCAGAGCGUGUUUGGGGAUGGGAUUUCCAUCGAGGACACGAUGAAUCUCCUGGUGCGAUACCGCAAUGGCGCGGUCAUGACCUACUCGCUCACCGCCUACGCGCCGUGGGAGGGCUUCCGGGUGAACUUCAAUGGCACGGGUGGCAGGCUGGAGAUGGAGGUUGUCGAGAACAGCUAUGUGAAUUCUGGCGGGGACCAGUCGUUGGAGGGGUCCAUCGAGAAGAGGACCAUCUUGCUGCGGCCGCUGUUCGCGCCGCCGAGGGAGAUCGAGAUCGAGGCAAGCAGGGGUGCGCAUGGCGGUGGUGACAAUGUCCUGCUACAGGACCUGUUCGGCGAGCCGGUCUCGGACGAGUACAUGCGGGCUGCAAGUCACAUUGACGGCGCCGCCUCGAUAUUGACGGGCAUUGCGGCCAAUCGGUCGAUCGCUACCGGCCAAGUGGUCUUUGUCGAUAACAUCCUGAAGGUGCCUGGGUAGGGCGUUGUGCAUGUACAAGUGCAUACAUAAGUAACAUCCGUGUGAAUCAGUACAGCAAGAUGUCGUCCAUCAUGCCUCUCAAGC
Molecule: messenger RNA, 1470 nt
Organism: Chaetomium strumarium
Lineage: Eukaryota; Fungi; Ascomycota; Sordariomycetes; Sordariales; Chaetomiaceae
Exons: 1
Coding region: 94-1386 (430 amino acids)
Molecular function (GO): nucleotide binding
Source: RefSeq, a predicted model, not a curated record